AUGGCUCCUAUGAACCCAACAUGGGUCAUGUCGCAACCGACCGGCUAUGAAACCGGAAGCUACCUGGCCCUGGAUAUGGGGGGCACCAACCUGCGCGUCUGCCAAGUCACCCUUACGGAGCAGAAAUCCGAGUUUGAUAUUAUCCAAUCGAAGUACCGUAUGCCGGAUGAGCUGAAGACGGGCGAGUCUGAGGAGCUCUGGGAGUACAUUGCCGACUGCCUGCAGCAGUUCAUCGAGACACACCACGGCGAUGCGUCCAAGCUGGACAAGCUUCCGCUUGGCUUCACCUUUUCCUACCCUGCCACCCAGAACUACAUCGAUGAGGGCAUUCUCCAGCGCUGGACCAAGGGCUUUGACAUCGACGGUGUCGAGGGCCACAAUGUGGUGCCCAUGUUCGAAGCUGCCCUUGCGCAGAGGGUGAUACCUAUCAAGCUGACCGCCCUCAUCAACGACACAACGGGUACACUCAUUGCCUCGGCGUACACCGACCCUAAGAUGAGAAUCGGUUGCAUCUUUGGCACGGGUUGUAACGCUGCCUACAUUGAGAACUGCGGUUCUAUCCCUAAGCUGGCCCACCUAAACCUGCCGCCCGAGACCCCUAUGGCCAUCAACUGCGAGUGGGGUGCCUUUGACAACGAGCAUAAGGUGCUGCCUCGCACGCCCUAUGAUAUCGCCAUCGACAAGGAUUCUCCUCGCCCUGGCCAGCAGGCGUUCGAGAAGAUGAUCGCGGGUCUUUACCUGGGUGAAAUCUUCCGCCUGAUUAUGGUCGACCUGCACGACAAGAAGGAGGUCAACAUAUUCGCCGGCCAGGAUAUCUCCAAGCUCCGGAAGCCGGAUCCCUUUGAGAACCUCUCGGAAACGCUUGAUCUCUUCCAGAGCAAGCUAAACAUCAGCCCGAACCUCCCAGAGCUGGAGCUUAUCCGCCGUACCUCGGAGCUGAUCGGCACGCGCGCGGCUCGCCUGUCGGCGUGUGGUGUGGCGGCCAUCAGCAUCAAGAAGGAGUACGCCUCUUGCCACGUGGGUGCCGACGGCUCCGUGUUCAACAAGUACCCGCACUUCAAGGCCCGCGGCGCUCAGGCACUGCGCGAGAUCCUGGACUGGCCCGAGAAGAGCAACCCCACGGACGAAGAUCCCAUCGAGAUCCUGGCUGCUGAGGACGGCAGUGGUGUGGGUGCCGCGCUGAUUGCUGCGCUGACUCUGCAGCGCGUUAGGGAAGGCAACAUGCACGGCAUUCUCCACCCUGAGAACUUCAAGUAG
This is a messenger RNA of Chaetomium globosum CBS 148.51, 1257 nucleotides long. RefSeq lists its product as uncharacterized. The coding region runs from base 1 to 1257 and encodes 418 amino acids. The record is from RefSeq and is a predicted model, not a curated record. Gene Ontology annotation, cellular component: mitochondrion; cytosol. Gene Ontology annotation, biological process: intracellular glucose homeostasis; glucose 6-phosphate metabolic process; glycolytic process. Gene Ontology annotation, molecular function: fructokinase activity; D-glucose binding; ATP binding. Lineage: Eukaryota; Fungi; Ascomycota; Sordariomycetes; Sordariales; Chaetomiaceae. The transcript has 4 exons.